UCAAAAGCCAAAUCGAAAGAAACCUCCGCGGAAAUCGAAAGACAUGGCGGACUGGACACCCCCGACAAAUCUAAUUACUCCCUCCUGCUUCAUCGUCUCCCGUUUUCUCUUUUACCCUUUGUAGCUUCGUCCCACCUUAGUUAACACUGCUAUUUGCCUCAUUUCCCAAGUCCCAAGUCCACCCACUCCCUUUCCUCUCCCGAAGAACCCUAGUUCCUCUCCCCCUCUUCCCAGUGAGGAUUUUUCUACCCUCUUCCCCUCCUCUCCUCCUCCUUCCCAUGUCGAGCGGUGGGUUCGACGCGGGUGAGUGAGGCUCUGCCAGAUCUGGGGAUACGGAGUUUUGUCCGGGGGGGUUCGCGGUGCGAUGUCGGAUAAGGAGUUGCAGGAGCAGCUCGUGAAGGCGGGGACUGAGCUCCUGGAGCCACCGUCUUCGGUUGAUGAGCUCAUGCCGCUUCUUGAGGAGCUUGAAAAUUGUUUAUCUAGAGUGGAACAAUCGCCAACCCCAUCUAUGCUAGAUGCUCUUUCUCCAUCCCUGAAGGCAUUAGUAGCUGAUCAGCUUUUUAGGCAUUCUGAUGCUGAUGUUAGAGUUGCAACCGCCUCAUGCAUCAGUGAAAUUACCCGAAUUACUGCUCCUGAAGCUCCCUAUGAAGAUGAUCUAAUGAAGGAAGUUUUUCAGUUGAUUGUAUCCUCGUUUGAGAAAUUGUAUGACAAGUCUAGCAGAUCUUACACAAGGAGGGCCUCAAUCCUUGAAACUGUUGCCAAAGUCAGAUCGUGUGUCGUGAUGUUGGACCUUGAAUGUGAUGCUUUGGUUGUCGAAAUGUUCCAGCAUCUUCUUAACUCAAUAAGGGACUACCACCCAGAACAUGUCUUCCAAUCAAUGGAAACAAUAAUGACCCUCAUCAUUGAUGAAAGUGAAGAUGUUUCUCCAGAUCUGCUCUCGCCCGUCUUAGAUAGUGUAAAGAGUGAUAACAAGGAAGUUCUACCUAUUGCUAGAAAAUUGGGAGAGAUGGUACUAAAGAACUGUGCAUCCAAGCUGCAGCCUUACUUUUACCAGGCAUUGAAAGCCCUUGGAACUUCUAUAGAUGAGUACAGUAAUGUGAUUACUUCAAUGUAUCAAGAGGCAAGUGCUGCAGUUGAAGAGAAUAACAACCAUGCUGCAAGCAAACAUAAGGUGAAUAAAGAAAAGGCUUCUCAUCAAGUCGGUCUUGUUUCUGGAAGAUCUCCAAAAUCGGUGAUCAGUAAUGGUGCCACGCAAAAAGCAGGAUUGGACUCUAUCUCCAAUAGAAGGCCGGAGGAUGCUCACCGCAGUAGUCCACCUAAAGUCACUAAAGCAUCAAGCAAUGAAAACAUAGUCAAGUUGAAUAGUGCGAAUGUAGCUAAGAAAGAAAGCAAGCUGGGGAAAAAGAAGAAGGGAAGAGGAAGGAAACCUGGUUCAAGUACAAAAUCAAAUGUAACUCCUGACGGUUCCCAAACAAUUCCUGAUUUGCCCCAUGACAACUCACCUGCAGAAUAUUCGCCUUCAGAAAGUGAAAAGGAAACUGCCGCUAACCCUUCUUCACCAAAACCUGCUGGAGAUGAAUCCAUGAGUGUUGCUUUCCCAUACCAAAAUGAAGGUCAGCCUGAUGAGAGUCGUCCCAGAAAAGGUGGACGGCGGAAGAAACAAGAAUUAGCUAAGGAGGUCACAGGUCCUGCUGCUGACAUAUCUAAAAAUGAACGAACUAGUGAUAAGGAAGUAAAACCACAUUCGAACACGGUUUCUGUGAGCACCAAUAUGGAGGAUGGAUCUUCCACAAAGCGUUCAGGGGAUAAGAAAGGGGUUGCAAAAAGGAAAGUGGCCUCUGAAAAGGAUUUAAGAAAAUCCGCUGAAGCUGCUGCUUCACCAAAGUCAGCCAUGAAAGCUGGCGGAGCUGAUGAAAAAUCUCAUGAGACUCCUAAGGAUGGUUCAAAGAGGAAGCGCACUCUGGGAAAAGAGGUAUCUGAUGCGAAAGAAUAUGGCGAGGACCUGGUUGGUAGCAAAAUCAAAGUGUGGUGGCCUCAAGAUCGAGCAUUCUAUGAAGGUGUUGUGGAUUCUUUUGACCCUGUUAGAAAGAGACAUAAGGUUUUAUACACUGAUGGUGAUCAAGAGAUAUUAAAUCUCAAAAAGCAAAAGUGGGAGUUCGUUGAAGGCAACUCUGUAUCGUAUCAGGGCCAAGAAGGCGAUGGCAGAAGUCCUGAUACUUCUCCUGAAUUGACUAGGCCUCUGAAGAAGAGGGCAAAAAUGAAGGGAGGGAAGAUGGAAACUUCAGCGAAGAAGGUUGAUGCUUCCUCUAGCAAAUCCAAUACUGGUUCCACAAAAUUUGGCAGAAAGUCUAAGGGAGGUAGUAAUUCUGAUGGCAAGUUCGAGAAAGAUGGUAUUGGUAAAUCUAAGGAUCGCACCAGUGAAAAUGGUUCUAAAUCUGGCAGUGUUGCAUUGAGUAAGACGACUAAGACUGGCAAACUCAAGGAUGAAGACCCCAGCAUGCCCCAUGUUGCAACAAAUUCCGGGGAAGAAUCCUCUGAGACCACAAAAUCUAAGAAAGGCUCAAAGUUUGCUUCUAAGGGCAGUGAACUCGAUAGUAGUGGAAAGCCUGAGAAGUUGAAGUCUAACGGAUCUGACAAGAUAAAGUCUGGUUUAUUGAAGGUGGAAGAUAGAAUCAUGGACAAUGACUCGGUGGAUUCUGCAGAAACUGAAACUAACGAAGAGAAGUCGGUCCCAUCAGUACCAGGAAUUGGGUCAAAGUCAGGGAAAAAACGACAAAGAGGUGCUUAAUCCUUAGCAGCUGCCUCUGAAUGUGUUAGUUUUUGAAGCUGUUCGUGCUCUUCUCUAUCCUCUCUUCCUUCACUUUGUGUUAGUGGAAAUGCAACAUCUGCAAUCUGUAGCCCAAAAGAAGAAAACCAUUUUGUAGAGAUUCGCCAUGAUGUGGAAUCCAUGGUCUGCACCGUGGCAUGGUUAUAUUUACUGAUAGCGUUAGUCCAUAGUGGUUGUCGGCGUUAUUUAGUCUCCUUCUAUAUUCUUGGUGUUUCAUUGUAAAGAUGUAGAAAAUCAACAUUAAGUUGUGCUAGGUUGCUUUGUCCAAAUAGUAGCAGAAUGUUGGCAAUAGUUGUAAAGAAUCAGAAUGUUAAUGUUAGGAUAUCUUCAUGUU
Rhodamnia argentea is the source of this 3161-nucleotide messenger RNA. RefSeq names its product sister chromatid cohesion protein PDS5 homolog C-like. The record is from RefSeq and is a predicted model, not a curated record. Gene Ontology annotation, cellular component: chromatin; nucleus. The transcript has 14 exons. Gene Ontology annotation, biological process: DNA repair; mitotic sister chromatid cohesion. NCBI's taxonomy places the organism in Eukaryota, Viridiplantae, Streptophyta, Magnoliopsida, Myrtales, Myrtaceae. Bases 365 to 2788 code for a protein of 807 amino acids.